Messenger RNA from Megalobrama amblycephala (Wuchang bream), 3763 nucleotides. RefSeq lists its product as uncharacterized. Bases 78 to 2195 code for a protein of 705 amino acids. Lineage: Eukaryota; Metazoa; Chordata; Actinopteri; Cypriniformes; Xenocyprididae. The record is from RefSeq and is a predicted model, not a curated record. The transcript is spliced from 3 exons.
AUUCUACCGGCGUUACGAGACAUUAACCUGAGACUUGACGAAAUACUUCUCACGUUCGAACAAGGAACAGGAAAGUCAUGUAUUCUGCAAUCUCAAAAUCUAUUCAGAGUCUUACCACUGCUGAGGACAUGAGGAACCAAACCAAACUCAUAAUGCAGCCCUAUGCCAACUGGGAAGAGUAUCUGACUCCAGCACCUCUAUCCAUAGCCAUCCUGGGAGAGCUGGUUUUUAUCUCAUCCUCAACAGAUUUCUCCAUCAAUAAAAAUUCCCCUAAAGAUGGCUAUAAAUUCAUCAAAUACCCCGAUUCCUUUCGCGCUUGCCUCAUGCAAGUGUGUAACUCUGGUUGGUGGGCAUUUAACGAGGCCCAUAAGAACAUGGAUCAGAUUCGCCUCCAUACUUCCCAAGUUCCACAAUACUUGAAGGCAGCUGUGAAGAUUUUGUUUCAAGGCGAUGAUGAAGUUCUGAAAGCACUUCUUCCUGAUCAACUGGACAAUAUCCGAGUCAUUGCAGAUGAAUGUCUUGAGUUGUCUGUUGGUGCUGAAAAGCGUUUCACUGAUGUCAUAAAUAUCAUCCAAGAGCUGCUAGAAGCAUGUGUGAAUGCAGAGCACUUUUAUGGGGAGGAGAUGGCAGCAAUGAAGAAGAAAUUAGAAGAGAACAAACUGAGAGAGCAGUCAGCUCAAGAAGCCAAGAAAAGGACUGCGGACACAAUGACUGCCAUGGAGAAGCAACUGGAAGAGGCUCAGUCGAGCUACAAAACAGCUCUGGAAUCUCUCCCUGGUGGAUGGAACAUGAUUGCCAUGAAUAUUGUUAGUGAGCUACCAGAAACAAUUGCAUGCAUGUAUGGUGGACUGAUGACAACUCUUAUUUCAAGCACUGUGAAAACUGUGAAACAUUUUUUACCAGGAGGGUCUAAAACUGUGAUCCAGGAAAGUCAAAGGGAUGUGUUUUCUGAAAUAAACAUAUAUAGUAGGUCUGGUGAAAUUUUAAAAAAUAUGCAGAAUAUCCAGCAAGAAAUGAAAGUGAGUAGUGAGGUAGAUGACAUUGCCUGGGCAGAUCUGUAUGAUCAGAAGCACAAACAAACAAAAACAGAUUUCAUAAAAAAACAAUUUGAAAGAUUGGAUGAAACUUUUAAGACAAUCCCUGACUGCCCAUUAAAGACUCAAGCUCAGUCAUUAUGCAAAGAGGGCACGGAAAUAUGCAACCAGCUGGCAAAAUAUGCACCAGAUGGUAAAUGUGACAAAGACACAGAAACUGAGAUAAUAGGCAAGGUCUUGGGUCUGAUCAAGCUAGCCCGUGAUUUUGAUAACAGUAGCAAAGCCGCAACAAAUUUUGUGCCCAUUUAUCCAAAGCCACCAAUGAUGUAUAAAGAAGGAAACAAGUUAGAGAACAUGAAUCCUUCACAGAUGGCCUCAGAGAAUGCACGAUUCGCCAUAGAGCAGACCCGAGCUCAGAUGAACAAGUCAAGAGAGAACUAUCAGAAGUGUGUGGAGAACCUAGAGAAAAACCAGAAGGAACUAACUGAAAUCCUGGUCACUAUGAGAAAUUGUGAACUGAAGGAGAUUGACUUCAAAACUACCAUAAAUAUGCUGGUCAAAGGAAUGGAUGCCAUGGGGAGAGUGAAGGAGCAGUGGGAGAAGAUGGUUCACUUUUUUCAGAUGGUUUCCAACAUUGUGAAAGCUAGCCUGAGCAAAACUCUCAAAAACUUUGCCUCAACAUCAGAGAAAGUACAAAACCUCUCCUAUAAUGCAAAGCUCUUUUCAAUAGAUCUGCUGUACAUUCAAGCGUUCCAAGCCUGUAACAUUGCUAGUCUGGUCCAUAUGAUCUCUGGAACAUACACAGAUGUUUCCAGCAAGUACCUGAUGGACCGUGUCAGUUCACUGGGCAAACUGAUGGUCAUGGAUAAAGAUAGGCCAGAAUUUGAGCGUGAGCGACAACAGCUCCAGAACUCAUGUGAUGAGGCACAAAAAUGCAUCAUAAAACUUGUCUUGAAGAAUAAAGAGGAGUUUGAGAAGAACAGCACUGCAAGACAAGAAAAGAUCGAUCAAGAGUUGCUUGCCAUUCUGCCCGCUGCUCCUCCAGAAGAAAUCAAGAGGAUUCAAGAGUCUGUUCAAGCUGGAUUCACUAAGGAAGAAGAAAAAAAGGAAAAGGAAGAAGAAAAAAAGGAAAAGGAAGAAGAAGAAGCAUCAUACUACUGAUAAAAUGUACUGAAAAAUGUAUUUUUUUAGAUUUACAUUGAAAAUAUGAAACAAGACAAGACCCUUCCUGUCAUCCGUCAACAUCUGCAUUCCCCCCAUGAUUUAGGUUUUAGUAGUACUUCUUUUUACUUAAAUAAUAAAUAAUAGUUGAUUUCUAUUUAGGCAAGCACUCUAUGCAAAUAUUACAAUUUAUUAUUAUUAUUAUUCUCCAAAAUGAAUCACAUUUUUACUUAAAAAAAAAACAAAACAAACAAAAAAAAAAACACGCUAAAACAUACUUGCAAGACUUAGCUGCUAGAAACAUGCUAGAACAUGCAUGGCGAUAUGUAAUGCACUCCUAGCAACAUACUUUAAAAUUACAGUGAGUGUUAAACAUGCUAGAAACAUUUUAAAACAUGCUAGCAGCACUUAUCUAAGCGCUAACGCAUGCUAAUAAUGCAAUGAAACAGGAAGCUGUUGUGUAACUUAAAUUUGCAAUGUCCAAUCUGCCGCAAAUUUAACAUGUUUGAUAAGACGGUCUGACCACAUCUAGAUGCCAAUAUUAUUAUAGUCACAGUGCCACCAGCUGGUAGCAGGAACUCUUAACAUAUAAAUGACUUGGACAUAAUCCUCCUAUAUUUACCUAUUGUUCACUGUUUUCCUAAGACCAUGGGGUGGCGGUGGUACCGGUGUGAAGGCCAGUUCAUCGCUGCUUGCAGUUUUAUUUUUAAUUACUUUAUUUCUUCUUUACCUGUAAUUGUUUUUAUAUUGUCUUCUGCUUCUUGAUUUAUAAUGGACUCUUCUGUUUUCUAAUUUUUGCUUCUUGCCACGAUUUAUUCUUAAAUGAAAUGGUAACACUUUACAAUAAGGUUCCAAUUCUUAACAUUAAUCAACUCUAUUAGUUAACUUGAACUCAAAAUGAAAUAUAAUUCUAAAAUAUUUAUCAAUCUUAGUUCAUGUUAAAUUCAGCUUUUACUAAUAUAUUCUUAAUAUCUAAAGUUUUAUCAGUUAAUAUUAUUUAAUAAUGGGGAUUUUUUUUUUUUUUUUUUUGCAUUUCUGUAACCCACAGUAAAAGCAGCAUGUUGUGAGACAAAAAUAAAAUAAUGGUCAUGUUAAAUAUAGUUUAGCUUAAAGUGGGAAAUUAUGGUGCUUGCUUUUUUUUCUAUUUUACUUUCACUGUUUUGUUUCAUUAUUUCAUUGUUACCAUUUAUUGAUUUACUGUUUUAUGUAUGUUUUUGAUUUUGUGGUUGUUUAUAUGUCAAGUACAUGAUUGUUUAUUGAUUUUCUUAUUUGCAAACAAGAAAUUAUAUAAAGUACAAAUCAUAGAAAAAAAUGGAUCUGAGCUAACAUGAACUAACAAUGAACAGUUGUAUUUUUUGAACUAGAAUUAACAAAGAUAAAUAAAUACUGUAAAAAAAUUUAUUGCUCAUUGUUGGAUUAUGCAUUAACCAAUGUUAACUAAUGGAACUUUAUUGUAAAGUGUUAGUAAAUCAUAUAAAUUAGCUCUGUUCUAAUAACAUGUUGGUCAGAGUUUUUAUCAAUGCAACUUAAAAAUAAAUAAAUAAAUAAAUGUUGAUUAUUAUAGCAAA